This is a messenger RNA of Centropristis striata (black sea bass), 5349 nucleotides long. It is a transcript of the gene gramd1a, whose product is annotated as GRAM domain containing 1A. Gene Ontology annotation, biological process: intracellular sterol transport. Lineage: Eukaryota; Metazoa; Chordata; Actinopteri; Perciformes; Serranidae. The transcript is spliced from 20 exons. The record is from RefSeq and is a predicted model, not a curated record. Bases 1056 to 3920 code for a protein of 954 amino acids. Gene Ontology annotation, molecular function: sterol binding; sterol transfer activity. Gene Ontology annotation, cellular component: endoplasmic reticulum-plasma membrane contact site; plasma membrane; endoplasmic reticulum membrane.
CGACAAAAAAACCUAUUGUCUGUUACUUUAAAACCAAGUUAGUACGCUACUAAUGCUAAGCUAACUUUGGUUCUUAUGCUUAUACUUAAUCAGAAACCAGUGUUUUAUACCGUGGUGUUUUUAAAGUGAAAAUGGAAGGCGUCGGCGUAGUACUUUAUCAACUGGAAGUUAAAGCCUGCUAGCCAGAAAGUCAUCUUUUUCUGAGCUGUCGGCCUUCAGAGGUCGGGGGGGUAACGUUAGCUAAACUUGGCUGUGUUUAGCCUUUAGCUGGCUAAAGGCUAACUGUUAGCCACAGCCGGCAGAUGCUUCUUUACGCAUCUAACAAUGCUGAUGUGCUCCUGUGAAAAAGUGGAUUUUAACAUUACUCCCCGCACCGUCGCUCGGCUUGUUUUCGAGGCCGAGCAAGAUAAUAGGAACGGAGGAAACUCGUCCAAUGGGAGGUAGCUUCUUCCAGACACAGAUCUGUCUUUUUCUGAGACUUCAACUCUUGCUAAGAUGAGCCUGAUUAUGCAAAUGCCAGCUUGAAGUCUGCCAAAGGGAGGAGAGCGGAGGAGUACUGAAGAAAGAGGGUGACACCGGGCAGUGCAAGAGGUUUUGAGGAGGAAGGGGUGAUGCUCAUAAGCAUAACACAGAAUAGGGAUGAUCGAGCAUUUAGGAUGGAUUCCCUAAUGAACACAGUUGCCUGUAAUACGUGACAGAUUUUCUUCCAGCUUCCUGUUGCAUCCUUUUUGACUCUAAAGGAAGACCUACAACUCUGCUGACUCGUGAACCUUUCUUCAGUUUUGGGAAUUUUACUUGACACUUCUUCACAAGAAAUAUGGCUAAUGCUGAAGCAUCUUUACUUAUGCUUCGUGAUACUUAAUAUGGCAGUGUUGAUUUUCCAAGAGGGAGUGUUUGAUGUGUUUACCCAUCCUGUUUCAAUAUAUAUUAAACACAAGCAUGACUGCGCCAUCUCAGUCUUCAUGGGCCAGUCUCAACUUUAGCAACACAACAAGCCCUUGCUGGUGCCUUUGACUUGACUGAAAGAGAAAAUUAAGCCCCGGAAAGCUCUGAAGAUGACUAUGUCCUCUCCCGUGGGACCCGAAGGCAUCACUGUGGCUCAGCCCAUCCCUGUCCCAACGCUGACUAUCCUGCCACCAUCCUCAGAUACAGAGUCCUGGUCUCGCUCACCUAGCCCCAGACCGUCACGCUCUAGCCGUCACAGUCGAUGCCAUCGCAGCAGGACCCGAACCAAGAAGCGAAAUGAGGAAGAGCAAGGUUGCGCCCACAAGCGACAGUGGGGCAAAACACCGCAAAUAGUAGUCGAGGAGACUGCGGAGAGGGGCACUAUUCAACAUCGAAGCCCCUCCCCCUCCCCCUCAGUGGCCAGUCAGAUGGAGGGUGAAGAGCAAGGUCAGGACAGCCCUUCACAGGACCUCCUUCUGCCACCGUCUCGCUCCUGGUCUCGUAGUCCCUCUCCUAGCCGGCGCUCCCGGUGGUCCCUCAGGAGCCUGCUCAGCAGAGACUCUGACUGGGAGAGCUGCAGUACGGCCAGUAACUCUCCACGCAGCACCCCAGGCAGCUCUCCCUCCUUGCGGCGCAGGGUCCUUGGGGGUGGCAGGGCCAGUGAGAGCGAGGGAGGAGGAGAGAAGAGCAGUGGAGGAGGAGGAGGAGGAGGAGGUGGUGGAGGUGGUGGUGGUGGAGGUGGUGGAGGAGGUUCAGAUAGCCCCCUGCCCUCCAUACCGUCUGCCUCCUCCCUCUCAUCCGCCUACCCACUUGCUUCUCGCCACUUCAGCCGCAAUGCCAAGAAAAUGCAGAGCUGGUACAAUGUUCUCAGUCCUACAUACAAACAGCGCAACGAGGAUUUUCGCAAACUCUUUAAGAAACUUCCUGAUACAGAGCGACUUAUAGUGGACUACUCUUGCGCUCUGCAGAAGGACAUACUGCUUCAGGGCCGCCUUUAUCUGUCAGAGAAUUGGCUCUGUUUCUACAGUAACAUCUUCCGCUGGGAAACCACUAUCACUAUCCUGCUGAAAGACGUGACCUCUAUGACCAAGGAGAAGACUGCCAAGCUCAUCCCAAACGCCAUCCAGAUCAGCACUGACAAUGAGAAGCACUUCUUCACAUCUUUCGGAGCAAGGGAUCGCAGCUUCAUGAUGAUUUUCCGUCUGUGGCAGAACGCGCUGCUGGACAAGUCUCUCUCCCCGAAAGAGCUCUGGCACAUUGUACACCAGUGUUAUGGCACUGAACUGGGCCUCACUAGUGAAGAUGACGACUACGUCUCCCCCACCGCCGAACACAUGAACGGCCUACUGCCAGGAGACGAGUCAGUGUCGGUUACAGAUCUUCUAGACCUGAGCUCAGUGUCGGUUCCUUCUACCGGCAGCUCUCCCCCACCCCUGGUGCCCUGUGGUUUAUCCAGCUCUCCCUCCGUUACCAACCUCGGGGGCUCCUCUCCUCCUUCCUCUGCCUCCUGUCUGCCAAUAGAGGUGCCUUCGUCAUCUGGACGCAGACUAAGCUCAGAUCCCCUUGAACCCAGCCCACCCAGCUCCCACAGCUCGCUACCAUCCAUGACUCCCACCAACGCCUCUGCCUCCGCUCCGGCCUCUGCUGCCGCCUCCUUUAAUCUGGAAGAGGGUGGGGACAGCCUGUCCGAGCUGGCCAAUCACAUGCUGCCCCCGCCAACCACCAGUCUGGGAAACCUCUCCUCAUUGGACAUCACCAACGAUGAGGAACUGCCCACAGACCCCAGCAACUCCUCUGACACGCAAGAAGAGAGUGAGGUGGAGUCGUUCUGUGCCGACCUGAGCGGGCGGCUGCACAUCAACACUGCGGUCCGCAUGAGCGUAGACAAGCUGCACGACCUGCUCUUCUCUGCCGACACGCACUUCAUCCAGCACCUCUUCUCCCAACGGCACUUUACUGACCUAUCGGUGGGGGAAUGGCAGCAGGACAGCAGCAGUGGGAAUACCAGCCGUGUGCUUAGCUACACCAUCGCUCUCAACAACCCCCUCGGCCCCAAGACUGCCCCUGUGGUGGAGACGCAGACGUUGCACAAGAGCAGCGCCCGGGGCGAGUGCUUCGUGGUGGACUCGGAGGUAAUCACCUCAGGCAUCCCCUACCAGGACUACUUCUACACUGUCCACAGAUACUGCCUCACCUCCAUCAACAAGCACAAGAGUCGGCUCAGAGUUUCCUCAGACAUCUGCUACAGGAAGCAGCCGUGGAGCCUGGUGAAAGCAUUGAUUGAAAAGAACACCUGGAGCGGCAUAGAGGAGUACUACAGACACAUGGAGAGCGAGGUGUCCAAGCUGGAGACGUUAUUGCAGACUGAGGUUACAGUGGUAACCACAGGGGAGGCAGUGGGCGCAGACGCUGCCAAGACUCCGCCGGCCCUGCGCCGCCGCAAACGUACCUGCUCUCGACGGCAGGGCGAGAAGGAGCGAGAGAGGGAGGGAGGAGGCAUGGGCUCCGGAGACCGAGGGGACAGAGGAGUCGGAGAGGAGAGGGACAGGAGAGAUGCCAGUGCACAGUACAUAAAGCUGGGAGAUCGUUCUCGUGGUGGAGGACCCAACAGUAUAUCCACCAUCCUCCUCAUCGUCAGCUUCAUUCUUGUGGUGCUGGUGGCUCUCAACAUGCUGCUCUUCUACAAGCUGUACGCUCUGGAAAGAGCGGCCCAUACACUGGAGACAUGGCACUCCUAUUCUGUUGCUGACAGUCCGCUGCCUCAGACGGCUGGAGAGUGGGCUCAGGUGUUGCAGCUUCAGAGGCAGUUUCAUCAGGCUCAGCUCAGCAAGUGGCAGCAGAUCCUGCAGUCCUCAGUCACGCUUCUUGACCAGAUGAAGCAGUCUUUAGAAAAGCUCCACCGGGGCAUUGUGGUCCCAGAGGUGCAGCAGGAUCCCCCUGAUGACACCCUCACAGAGUCCCUGACUGAGGCCUGAGCCACGUCUCAUCUGGUCCACAACACCCCCCGACUGUCUCCCAUCCUCGAGCACACCCUGGUGGACUGGUAGAGUAGAAAAGAGAGGGGCCGGGGCCGGGGCUGCUCUUUCCCGUCAUUUCCAAACUGAAAAACCACAAGUGGGAUGUGCCGGGGCAGGGGGGGGACUACAUUACCCACAACUCUCCUCACCUGACUGACUUGAAAUGGCGUUGUUCGCCUCCAGCCUCAACCAGUAACAACUUCAGUGAACUCAUUCAGACUGGAAGCUAUCAGGACCACAGCAAUAAUCUACCUACAGCUGCAAGUCACCUGUAUGUAAUGAAUAGAAACAGGCCACUGGUGGGCCGAUUCAAACCAUCCACUCCUCAAGAAUCAUAGACGUCACGUUGAAAAACUCCACAUAAAUUUAGACCUUGUUAAGUUUCAGAGCCCCCACACUUUAUGACUAUCAAACACAGUUCCUCUUCCGACGUGAAACAUUUCAUAGUGAUUUUGGAAAGUGGGAGCUCGUCCUCCUCGUCCUGGGAACAGUUAGAUAGCUUUGCCUCUGUAGUGAACGCCUGCUGAAACAAAAAACAAACGGGGGGGACGCCACCUGCUGUGUGGAUGUGACGAACAAACAGCCAGAAGGAGAGGGGAGAGGGAGCAGGACGCCUCUCUCGCUCCGUCUGUCAGGGAUCUGUUCAUCCAUGUCCGAGUUGUUGAGCCCCUGCGUCAAAGGCUGUCAAACAUUUCAACACUUUCACCUGUAUUUUUGAAUUACACAUCCGAAGAUGAAUCUCAAACACAAUCCCACUCCUCCCGGUCCUUUCGGGGGUUUUAUCUUUUCUCCAAAUCAGUGCGUUGUUCGGGCAGCAGCUGCGUCCGACUGGACUGUUACAGUAUUUAUUAUUACCAAUGACUUUUGACCUGAAGUCCUGUCCUGCUCUUAUGAAGUCAUUUGGUGGGUAUUUUGUGCUCUGAUUUGCUGUUGCAGUGCGGACCAAGAGGAGCCACACGAGAAUGAUUACUGGUCACAGCAAUAAUGACAAUAGUGAUGCUAGUACUUUUUGAAUGUUUCAAACAAAGUAGUAUAUAAUAUUAAUAAUGAUGUGUGAAUGUGUGUAGAGGCAGCAAAAAAAAAACAAGCAAAGAAGAUUUUGACUUGACAGAUGUGUGCGUGCGUGUUGCUGAGGAGUCCUCGAUGUUUCAGAUGUUACCUUUUCAUAUUAGUGAGUUUUGUUUUUUGGAGAUUUCUCUUUCACGUUCGGUUGCUCACUCCUUGUAUCACAGAGCCAGACAUAAACAGUUCAGGAUUUACCUUAGACUUGAUCAGGUGGAAACCUUAAAUACCGGAACAGUCUGCUACUUUGUUGUCCAACUGGGCCAGACAUUUCAAAACAAAAGGACCAACCAGAAUUAGUAGGCCCAGGUGAAGAAAAAGGGAA